CUGGGCUGGGGGGAGCAACCCCGGCCCCUCUGCGCCGCUCCUGGAGGGGCUCAGCCCCUCGGCACCAGCCGGAUUUCAGCAGCUCCCGCCGGGAUGGGACAAUUCGGGCAGCUCGGGGACACAGGGAGGGGGACACGCAGCCAGGACACUGCAGGACCGGCUGCGGCUCCGAGGGGGUGCGGAGCCCCUUGGGAACCCUUCUGCCAGCCCGGCCGGGUGUCCUGCGGGGACUUUGCCGUGUCACGGUGCCAUUAAAGGCGCUUCCAGCGGGGCCAAGGGAUGGCUCCUCGCUCCGCCCGGAGCCGAGGGGGUUAAGCUGGCGGCAGCUGCGGCGGCUGUUAAUGAUUGAUACCAAGGACGGUCUCCAUGGGCUUGGAAGGGAAAUCAUCCGCCCCGGCCGGCUGCGGGAGAGCCACCGGCUCGGCGAGCGGCGCGGCAGACGGAGGGGACGCGCGGUGACACCGCCACAAUGAAAGGCGGAACACCUUCCUGCACCCAGUGACGGGACAGGUCCCCGAGGACACCUCCAGGCUUGACUUGCCAAGACAGCGCUCGGACAUGUCCAGCAAGGCGGGCAGCAAACGUCCGGCCACCGUCCCCAGCGAGCCCCCCAACCACGCCAUGGUGGCGGAGGUGCCCCCGGAGCGUCCCGGAGGCCGGGCUCCGCGCUCCUCCCGCAAGGGCAUCGCCUUCGGGAAGCGCUCCAACUCCAUGAAGAGGAACCCCAACGCCGCCGUCACCAAGAGCGGGUGGCUCUACAAGCAGGCCAGCUCGGGGGUGAAGCAGUGGAACAAGCGCUGGUUCGUGCUGGUGGAUCGCUGCCUCUUCUACUACAAAGACGAGAAGGAGGAGAACAUCCUGGGCAGCAUCCCCCUGCUCAGCUUCCGCGUGGCCGCCGUGCAGCCUUCGGACAACAUCAGCAGGAAGCACACGUUCAAGGUGACGGUGUGCUGGGUGGAGGAGCUGCCGGCGCGUAACGGGCAGUCCCUGUCUCCCCAGGCCGAGCACGCCGGCAUCCGGACCUACUUCUUCAGCGCCGAGAACACGGAGGAGCAGGAAUCCUGGAUCCAGGCCAUGGGCGAGGCCGCCCGCGUCCAGAUCCCCCCGACACAGAGGCACGAGAAGCCGGACUCAGAGAACAUCCCCCCCAGCAAGCACCACCACCACCACCACCACUGCAACGCCGCCCUCCGCGAGCACGCCAAGGCUGAGCCCGACGCCAAGACCCGCGGGGAGGGCGACGGCCGCGGCUCGGAGAAGAUGGAGCGGAAGCCGGCGGAGAGGGCGGACGGCAGGAAGGAGCCUCUGGCCAAAGCCAACGGCCUCGCCGGACAGGAGCCGCCCUCGGAGCCGGGCAGUCCCUACCCCGAAGGGCCGCGAGGGCCGGCGAGCGCCGAGCGGCCGGCACAGCCCAACGGGUGGCCGUACCCCUCGCCCAGCCGGCCCGGCAGCACCGCCUUCCCCCCAGGAGGUGACGGCGAGAGCGGGGCCCAGCGCAGGGGUGUCACCCCCAGGUCCCACCCCGAGAAGGUGGCCCAGCGCAAGAGCUCCAUGACGCAGCUGCAGCAGUGGGUGAACUCCCGCCGCGCCACCGGGCCCCCCGAGGAGCUGCGCAGCCCCACCAGGUUUUACCCCGUGUCCCGCCGGGUGCCCGAUUAUUACUCGCCCUACUCGCCGCAGUACCCGGAGGAGUACCAGUACUACCCGCCGGGCGUGCGCCCCGACAGCAUCUGCUCCAUGCCCGCCUUCGACCGCCUCAGCCCGCCCUGGGCGCUGGAGGACAAACGCCACUCCUUCCGCAACGGGGGUCCCUUCCACCCCGCCUUCGGCCGCCAGGACGUCCCGCUGUGGCUACCGGCGCCCUCCAGGCCGCCCGGCUACCUGGACGAGGUGGACGCGGCCUCGGGCUCGCUGCGGAGGAUGUCGCUGCAGCCGCGCUCGCGCUCGGUGCCGCGCUCGCCCAGCCAGGGCUCCUACGGCCGCGCCAGGGUUUACUCGCCCGUGCGCUCGCCCAGCGCCCGCUUCGAGCGGCUGCCGCCCCGCGGGGAUGAGAUUUACGCUGACCCCACCACCUUCGUGAUGCGCAGAUCCAUCAGCUCGCCCAAGUACGAUUACCUGGGUGACAGGCGGCCCGUCCCAGCCGGGGUGUACCCCUACCACUUCCCGGCGUCCCCCACCAUCCACGACAAAAUGAUGAGCGAGAGCGAGACACUCAUCACUAUGGUGAACAGGAUGGUGGAGACCUCCUCCCCUAGGGCCCAGCUCUACAUGCAAGUGACGCCGUUCCCGGAGCCCUACAGGGACACCCUGCACCCCUACAAGAUCAGCGAGCAGGACACCGAUGCCACAAAUCCCAUCAAUCCUGGCUGCAUCCUGGUGGGAUUCUCAUCCUGCUCUUCCUCUCCCCCUUCCUCUUCCCGGCCGGCACAGAAGCUGCUGGGGAAGCUCUGCGAGCAGAACAAGGUGCUGCGGGAGCAGGAGAGGCUGGUGCAGCAGCUCCGGGCUGAGAAGGAGAGCCUGGAGAGCGCCCUGAUGGGGACACACCAGGAGCUGGAGAUGUUCGGGAGCCAGCCCGCCUACCCGGAGAAGCUGCUGCACAAGAAGGAAUCGCUCCAGAACCAGCUGAUCAACAUCCGUGUGGAGCUGUCCCAGGCCAGCACGGCCCUGGCAAACAGCACGGCCGAGUAUGAGAGCCUGGAGAGCGAGGUGUCCACCCUGCACGAUGACCUCUGGGAGCAGCUGAACCUGGACAUCCAGAACGAGGUGCUCAACCGGCAGAUCCAGAAGGAGAUCUGGCGGAUCCAGGACGUGAUGGAGGGGCUGAGGAAGAACAACCCCUCCCGUGGCACCGACACUGCCAAGCACAGAGUGGCCCUGGGCCCCUCGGGCACCUACAGCUCCAACAGCCCCGCCAGCCCCCUGAGCUCUGCCAGCCUCACCAGCCCCCUGAGCCCCUUCUCCCUCAUCUCCGGCUCCCAGGGAUCGCCCACCAAGCCCGGCCCUGGCGAGGAACCAGGCCCGCCUCGACCUCCCCUCCCCAAGUCCUACGUCCCCCUGGAGUCUCCUCCGGCCGUUCCUCCGCUCCCCAGCGAGAGCCGCCUCUGGCCCUACCCUGCCUCCCCUUCCUGGCACCAAGGAGAGGCCAAGCGGGGACAGCCCAAACCAGGCUUCGAGCAGAGCAAGAAGGAGCCCCCCCGGCCCAGCCCCCCCGGCCCCGCGCCCGAGGCGCUGCCGCAGAGCCGGCCCGAGCAGGACGGGGACAAACAAGCGGCUCUCAACAAGGUGGGAAUCGUCCCCCCCAGGACCAAGUCUCCGGCAGAGGACGAGGCGGUGCCCAGGAGGAACGGCCUGGCCAACGGGCUGGGCUCCCGGGAGAGACCCAAGAGCGCCGUGUUCGCCACCGAGACCAAGGUGAAGAUGAGCGUGGAGGAGCAGAUCGACCGCAUGAAGCGGCACCAGAGCGGCUCCAUGAAGGAGAAGCGGCGCAGCCUGCAGCUCCCCAGUCCCCAGCAGCUCCCCGGCCCCCAGCCCGACCCCCCCGGCACCAAAACCCCCGCUUCCUACAAGGUGGUGAGGAGACACCGCAGCAUCCACGAGGUGGACAUCUCGGACCUGGAGGCCGCGCUGCGCUCCGAUGAGCCGGGCAAGGUGUACGAGACGCCGCAGGAGGAGAUCGCCCGGCUGCGCAAGAUGGAGCUGGAGCCGCAGCACUACGAUGUGGACAUCAACAAGGAGCUGUCCACGCCGGACAAAGUCCUGAUCCCUGAGCGCUACGUGGAGCUGGAGCCGGAAUCGCCCCUCAGCCCCGAGGAGAUGAAGGAGAAGCAGAAGAAGGUGGAAAGGAUCAAGACCCUCAUUGCCAAAUCCAGCCUGCAGAACGUCAUUCCCCUGGGCGAGGGGGAGGUGGACACCCCCCAGGACCCUGAGAUGCAGCUGCAGGAGCAGGAGAAGAGGAUCGAGAUCUCGUGUGCCCUGGCUGCCGAGGCCUCGCGCCGCGGCCGGAUGCUGUCGGCUCAGUGCGCUACCCCCAGCCCUCCCACCUCCCCAGCCUCCCCGACUCCACCGACCAACCCCCUCUCGUCCGAGCCGCCCCGGGCCGCCGACAGCAGCCACCUCAUGCGGGUGUGAGCCUGUGACCUCAAGCCCUGGCUGCUGCCGGCGCCAUCAAGUUCCACGGGGCCACCUUUUAGUCCCCUCCGGCGGUGACACCGAACCUUUCGCCACCGUCCUCGGUUCUCCCGGACCCCCUUCCCUCCCUGCGGCGGCGACACCACCG
Molecule: messenger RNA, 4276 nt
Organism: Poecile atricapillus (Black-capped chickadee)
Lineage: Eukaryota; Metazoa; Chordata; Aves; Passeriformes; Paridae
Gene: PLEKHA6
Product: pleckstrin homology domain containing A6
Exons: 26
Coding region: 559-4128 (1189 amino acids)
Molecular function (GO): protein binding
Source: RefSeq, a predicted model, not a curated record